UUGGUAAUGCCCCGUUAAUUUAUUAGCCCGGAUGCUGGGCUUUUGUUUCCUCGUUAAGGGCAAUUGGGCGAAUUUACCAAGACCUUGUGCUUCACUUAUAUACGAUAGAGGUCAAUCGCGAGCGGAUCAGUACGUUUUCUGCCUCAAGCUGCUUUCCCAUUUUCCCGACGCUUUCUGGCGUCAGGCAAUUUACAUAUUAAUGUCGGAUUGGCGCAGUAUACCAUGCGAGGAAAGACACAAACGAUUUCUCGAGAAGUUUAUCGCGGCCUUGAUCGAUUCCACCUUCGAAAGCGUGUCCCGUAAAAAUCCAGUGUUGAGAUGGAGAGAACCAGGUCACCUGCAACAUAUCAUAAACUUCGGGUUAGAGGAGGAGCCGAGAAGUCAGGAUAGUCUUUUACAGAUCGCGAUUCAAGUUUUUAAGUACAGCGCGAAAACGGGACAUCCUUACUUUAUGAAUCAGUUAUUCUCUGGAUUGGAUCCAUACGGUUUAGCCGGUCAAUGGCUUACCGACGUUCUAAAUUCUUCCUUGUAUACUUACGAAGUGGCACCAGUUUUAACACUGAUGGAGAAGACUGUAAUAACAAAAUUGUUGAGCAUGUUUUACAAUGAAGAAAAUGGUAUUACGAUUGGGGAUGGUCUCUUCUGUCCAGGAGGUUCCUUCGCGAAUGGAAUUGCCAUCAACCUGGCUCGAUUUUCGUUUAGAAAGAAAAGUCCAGACAAUAAAAAAGUUCCAUCAACAAAUUUGGUAUUAUUCACGUCCGAAGAUGCACAUUAUUCGGUUUCGAAAUGGGGAAGCGUAUGCGACGUGGAAGUUAUUCUAAUAAAAACAGAUGAAUACGGCAGAAUGGAUGUUAACGACUUACGAGCCAACAUACUGGAAGAACAAAAGAAAGGGAACCAUCCGUUUUCGGUUUCUGCUACUUCAGGAACGACAGUUUUGGGUGCCUUUGAUCCGCUAAUUGAAAUUGCAGACAUUUGUCAAGAAUUCGAUAUGUGGUUGCAUGUUGAUGCAGCCUGGGGUGGUGGUUUAAUAUUCAGCAGAAAGCACAGUGUUCUCUUAAGAGGAAUACAAAGAGCAGAUUCCAUUUCAUUCAAUCCACAUAAAUUACUGGCAAUCCCUCAACAGUGUUCAGUUCUUUUAACCAGACAUGAGAAUAUUUUUAAGGAAGCACAUGCUAAACAAGCUCCCUAUCUCUUUCAAAAGGACAAAUUUUAUUCUACUGAUUUAGAUGUUGGAGACAAGUAUUUACAGUGUGGACGCAGACCAGAUGUGUUGAAAUUUUGGUUCAUGUGGCAAGCUAAGGGUAGUUCGGGUUUUGAGAAACACGUGGAUCAUUUAAUGACAUUGUCAGCUCUUUUUAAAGAAGAGGUCGAGAAGAGAGAAGGCUUCGAAUUAGUAACAGAUUCAUGUUUUAUAAACGUGUGUUUCUGGUUUAUACCGCCGUCUUUGAGAAAUCAAAACCUUAUGUGUGAUUACAAAAUACAAUUAAACAAAGUUGCUCCUAAAUUAAAAGAGAAGAUGGCGAAAAGAGGCAGCUUAAUGAUAAAUUACCAACCGCUUCACGAGAAUCCCAAUUUCUUCCGCUUCGUUGUUCAAAACUCCGGAGUAUCCGCUCAAGAUAUUUAUUAUGUCUUCGACGAACUGGAGAACCUUGGAGAAUUUAUGUAAAUUCCUUUAUGAUGAACAAAAACCACGUAUUGAUAGUUCAGUAUUGCCAGACUUCAUCGAUUUUAGAAAUAAAAGCAGUUGACUAGGAGAAACCUAGCAAUCAGUUGAUCUGAUUAGGAGAGGGGCCGCUACUAAAUUUCUAAUGCCAAGCUACGAUGCUAAUUCAUGACUCUCUUCGUUGUAGAAACCGCGGCGUCGCGACGUACCGGUUGACUAAUCCUGAUUCAAGUGACAGCAUAUAGAGAAGCCCUAUGUAUAUCUAUAACACUACUUUUCAUGCUAUGUAGCGAAUUGAUUUGCAACCACGACAAAUCGCACGGUUUCCCAUCGAAACUAUACUCUAUCGAUUACUUUCGAAUUGAGAUUUUUAAAUAAAACACGCUACAUCAGAUUCGCGAAUGUGUUAUUAAAAAAAUUAUUUUAUAGAAUAUGUAGAAUUUGAACUUAAAAGCAAAAGACCAUCUCGCUUGAAAUUAUAUUUUAUAAGUUACCAAAGGUUUUAGCUAUGACGGUACUUAGUUAUUAUAUCCUCUAUUUUAUUAGUAUAAUUGAAAAUAAAAAUUUAAUCACUAUAAUUUACCUAUCUGUGCAACAAAAAUAAAUGAACAGUGGAAAGUUACACUACUGUUUAAUUUUAUAAUACAAUAAAA
Molecule: messenger RNA, 2319 nt
Organism: Osmia lignaria (orchard mason bee)
Lineage: Eukaryota; Metazoa; Arthropoda; Insecta; Hymenoptera; Megachilidae
Product: cysteine sulfinic acid decarboxylase
Biological process (GO): carboxylic acid metabolic process
Cellular component (GO): cytoplasm
Molecular function (GO): carboxy-lyase activity; pyridoxal phosphate binding
Source: RefSeq, a predicted model, not a curated record